Molecule: messenger RNA, 2160 nt
Organism: Ipomoea triloba (trilobed morning glory)
Lineage: Eukaryota; Viridiplantae; Streptophyta; Magnoliopsida; Solanales; Convolvulaceae
Product: zinc finger BED domain-containing protein RICESLEEPER 2-like
Exons: 3
Coding region: 1-2160 (719 amino acids)
Molecular function (GO): protein dimerization activity; DNA binding
Source: RefSeq, a predicted model, not a curated record
AUGACAAAUAACAAUACAAAUGAAUCUAUUCGUGAACAAGUUAACGUUCAAGUUACAACUACAACUCCAUCAAUUCCAUCAAUUUCUUCGAGUCAACCAAUUGAAGGUACCAAUUCUGAAGAAGUGAGUAGGGGUGAACUUCCUAAUGAUUCAAUCAUAUCAAAAAAUCGGCGAAAAACAUCAGCAGUGUGGAAUGAUUUUGAAGAAAUUGAACUUGAUAAUGGUACAAAGAAAGCAAUGUGCUUGUAUUGUAAGGAUAAGUUAUCUACUGGUGGAAGGGGGGCAAGCACUAGCCAUCUUAAGAGGCACUCAGAGAUUUGCUUGCAGAAAAAGUUGCAUAUCUCUCGAGAAAAUAAGCAAACAACGCUACAAUUUCGCCCGCCUACUGAAUCUGGAGGAAAUCCUUUCAUUAUUCCUGGUGGUAAAUACUCCAAUGAAAAGAUGAGAGAGAUUAUUGCUAGUGCAAUCAUGGUGCAUGAGCGACCAUUUAGCAUCGUAGAGGAUGAAGUGUUCAUGUGGGCUUUUGAAUAUGCAAAUUCAAAUUUCAAAAAGGUCACUCGUAAAACAGCAAGAAGUGAUUGUUUGCAAUUGUAUGAAGCUGAAAAGAAUACUUUGAAAAAGAUUUUGAGUAAUGUGAGUAAGGUUAGCAUUACAACAGACAUGUGGAAGUCAAGUCACCAAGUGGUUGAGUACAUGGUUAUAACGGGUCAUUUUGUUGAUGUAAGUUGGAAUCUUCAGAAGAGAGUUUUGAGUUUUGUCAAAGUGCCUCCUCCUCGACGCGGAACAGAUAUAGCAAAUGCUAUUUUUAAGUGUUUGAGAGGAUGGGGUAUUGAGAAUAAAAUAUUCUCAGUAACCGUUGACAAUGCAUCUUACAAUGACUCUUGUGUAAGAAGUUUGAAAGAAAAUAUGUCAUUGAGCAGUAAGAUGGUACUUGAUGGACAAUUAUUCCAUGUUAGAUGUUGUGCUCACAUUCUGAAUUUGUUGGUGCAAGAUGGCCUUAGCACUAUUAAAGAUGUCAUUCUCAAUGUUCGUGAAAGUGUCAAGUUCAUAAAUUCUUCAGAUGCAAGGCUAAAAUCAUUUCAUGAAGUUGUUGAAUUAAAAGGAUUGAAAGAGAGGAAACUUGUUCUUGAUUGUCCAACAAGAUGGAACUCUACAUACUUGAUGUUGUGUACUGCGGCUAAAUUUAAACAUGCCUUUGCAGAUUACAAUGAAAAAGAAUCACAUUAUAAGUAUGCACCAUCAUUUGAGGAUUGGGACAAGAUUGAGAAGGUUUGUCAACUUUUGGAGGUUUUUAACGAUGCCACACAUGUCAUAUCAGGUAGUCAUUACCCUACUUCUAACUUGUAUCUUGCUGAAAUUCAAAGGGUGAAAAAGGCUAUUGAUAAUGCAGCUGAGUCUUUUGAUAUAUUCAUGAGUGAGAUGGCAAUAUCUAUGAAAGCAAAAUUUGAUAAAUAUUGGGGGGAAUAUCCAAGGAUGAAGUUGCUAAUGUCUAUUGCAUGUGUUUUAGAUCCAAGGAUGAAGUUAAAUGGUAUUAUUGCAUGUGUUUUAGAUCCAAGGAUGAAGUUAAAUGGUAUUAAGAUAACUUUUCCCUUGUUGUAUAAAACACAAAGUGAUGUUGAAAAGAAUGUGGAAAGGGUGAAAAGGGCAUUAGAAGAAUUAUAUCUUGAUUAUGUGAACUUAUUUAGUCAAGAUGCUUCCUCUACUAGUGGACAUAGUGAAUUCAAUGUUGAAAGCACCACUGCGAUUCAUGGUGUACAGCAAAUGGAUAAAGGGAUGCAAGAGAUAUUGACUAUGGUCCACCGAAGUCAAUCAAUUCCUCUUACAAAAUCAGAGUUGGAGACUUAUCUUGAGGAAAAUCUUGUUAUUCAUUCUUGUUCUUCUUCAUCUUUUUGUGUCUUGGGGUGGUGGAAAAAUAAUAGUUUAAAGUUCAAAGUUUUGUCAAAGAUGGCUGCUGAUAUACUAGCUGUUCCUAUUUCAAGUGUGGCAUCUGAAUCCACAUUUAGUGCCGGGGGCAGGGUGAUUGAUGAAUAUCGUGCUAGCUUAAAUGAACAAUCUAUUGAAGCUCUUAUUUGUGGUGGGGAUUGGCUUCGUAACAAGUAUGGGCUGAAGAAAAAAGCAAAGGAGGAUUCUGGACAAGAGGAGAUUAUGCUUAAGCCGUGA